AAGCUGGACAGGGCGGGUCAUAUAAGAGGGUCAUAGUAUAUGGGUGGUUUUCGCUCCUAUGUCAUAAGUAUCCAGCUGUGCUCUGGAAGGGAAGACCCUUGAUUGACACAACCCUUCCUUUUCUCACUUCGCCAUCGCUGAGCCAACUACAAAGAUGGCCUGGCCGUGGCAGACCUCGCUGGCACUCAUCCUCGCCGUCAGCGUGGCCAGCAACCCCCUCCAGAGGCCGCGCCAGCUGCCAUGGCCGGAUCCAAUACCAGCGUCCUCCAUCGGACCGCUAGACUGGUCCUCGAUCCACCCACCAAUCUUCAACAACCCCAACAAAGGCUACUCCCUCAGAUUCACCACCACUCCCCCACUACUACCCUCUUCCGUCGACUGGCGCAACCGCUCCGGCCUGAACUACAUCACCACCCCACAGAACCAGGGCGUGUGCAACAGUUGCUGGGCCUUCGCCGUCACCGCGCUCAUCGAGGCCAUGGUGCGCAUCGAGCACGGCGCGUGGAGCAAGCGCAGCGAGGCCGACGUGCACGACGGGCUGGGCGCGGCGUGCGAGAGCACGGGCAAUGCCGAGGAGACGCUCGCGUGGGUGGCCGGGCAGGGCGCCAUGUUUGUUGUUGCCAAUAACAAUGCUAAUACUAGUACUGACCCGGAUGCGGCAUCCCCGGGCCCGGGGAUUGCGGACUGGCCGUGUGAUCCGUACCAGGAUACGCCGCCGCAAUCGCAUGCGUAUGGGCAUUGUGCGGAUCGCUCGGGGAGGACGACGCGGAUUCCGCUUUACCAGGCGCUGGGGGUGGUUGAGGAUCAGAAGAGGUGGUUGGAUCAGUACGGGCCGCUGGUGGCGACGUUUGUGCUGUACGCGGACUUUGGGGCGUGGAAGCCGACAGGGGAGAAUCAGGGGGUGUAUCGGUGGGAUGGCGUUUCCGAGUCGACGGGCAACCAUCUUGCGCUUGUUGUUGGGUAUGAUGAUGGCAAGCAGGCGUGGAUUAUGAAGAAUUCGUGGGGCCAGGGGUGGGGAGACGGGGGGUUUGUUUACUUUGCAUAUGACAUCGCCAACAUCGACAGCUGGACCAAGUACGGUCUUUCCAACGUCAACCCCGAUCCGUGGACCCGCAGGCGCCACCAGAGCGGGAGCAUGAUGCAGUCUGGCAACGGCGACACACAUCGCAACUUCGAGCUGCUGAUCAGUGAUUCUAAUGCUCCUGGAUUCACCCACGUCUCCCGGGACGGCAACUCAACAACGUGGAGCAAGGUCUCCGAGAUCCAGGGCAGCUCCCUCGUGGGACAGCCAGCGAUCAUCGGGACCUCCUUCAACCGCGACUUCCAUGCGGUGGGCAUUACCAAGGACCAGACUCUCCAACAGUGGGCGUACAGCCAGUCAGCCAAGAAAUGGUCGCAAGUCUCGACCAUCGAGGACACCAAAAUCGAUGGCUUCCCCGGCCUAACCCAGAGCGACGGAUCCCAGCUGGUGAUGGUGGUGAAGCACGCCGACGGGACCCUAAACGAAUGGCAACAACAACCCAACAGCACAACCUGGACCCUAGCAUCCCCGCCGCACUCCCCGAUCGCAAGCAACAUCGCCCAAAGCGGCCCAUCCCUGAUCCAAUCCAACAUCAACCUCGACCUCUACCACCCCCUGGGCGGAACCUCCCACGGCAACCUGUACACCGUGGCCGUGCGCACCGACGGCAGGCUCCAGCUCUUCUGGCGCAGUAGUAGCAGCAACCAAAAUAAUACCACGACGAGUACCAGAUGGUCUGCCGGCGAGGUCUUUGCCUCCGAUAUACCCCUCGACACACCCCCCGUCAUGAUCCAGGACUUCUUCCACACGCGCAACGAGACCAGCGUCGGCGGCUUUCAGCUGGUUGUUGCCACGGCCGACGGUGGGGUGCAGCACUGGGAGAGGGUGAAUGACGACGACGACGAUAUUGGUACUAGUACGGAGGAGGAGGAGGAGCAGGAGGAGGGGAAGAAGUGGCGGCUGGUGGAGACGGUGGCGGGUGGGAGCCGGGUGAGGCAUGUUUGGGCGCUGGUGCAGGGGAGUUUUGACCGGAGGAUGCAGAUGGUUACGGAAGGGGUGGAUGGGGACCGGAGACAUGCCAGCUACGAAUACAAGAGCCACACCCUGAAGCGUGACCCUAGCCUGAGGUAG
Messenger RNA from Chaetomium strumarium, 2152 nucleotides. RefSeq lists its product as uncharacterized. The transcript has 4 exons. Gene Ontology annotation, molecular function: cysteine-type endopeptidase activity. The record is from RefSeq and is a predicted model, not a curated record. Lineage: Eukaryota; Fungi; Ascomycota; Sordariomycetes; Sordariales; Chaetomiaceae. Gene Ontology annotation, cellular component: lysosome. Bases 155 to 2152 code for a protein of 665 amino acids.